This is a messenger RNA of Penicillium cosmopolitanum, 195 nucleotides long. RefSeq lists its product as uncharacterized. Bases 1 to 195 code for a protein of 64 amino acids. Lineage: Eukaryota; Fungi; Ascomycota; Eurotiomycetes; Eurotiales; Aspergillaceae. The transcript has a single exon. The record is from RefSeq and is a predicted model, not a curated record.
AUGAACGAGUACCCACAUCACAACGGCAGAGCUCUCGGCCAGCCCAACUCCAACUCCGCCUUGAUACCCGAUGUUGCUGUGGCACGCGCCAUGGCAUGGCAUGGCAUGGCCAAGUAUGUCGCGACCCGCCCUGCCAUGUCUUCUCAUCGACUCCAAAGUCGCCGCCACGAGGAUGAAACCGAUCGUCACGGAUAA